Messenger RNA from Fusarium keratoplasticum, 726 nucleotides. RefSeq lists its product as uncharacterized. Lineage: Eukaryota; Fungi; Ascomycota; Sordariomycetes; Hypocreales; Nectriaceae. The transcript is spliced from 5 exons. The record is from RefSeq and is a predicted model, not a curated record. Bases 1 to 726 code for a protein of 241 amino acids.
AUGGCUGAAUAUGUGGACGAGUUCCUCCGCGCCAUUCGGGGCAACUUCCCUCGUGUCAUCUUGGACAGCCUGGGUGGCCCUGACGUGAUUGCUGAAGCGAGACGCAUCCCAUGCCAGAAUCGCAGCUUCUCCCAAUACAACCCCAAGAGAGCUGGCGGGAUCUAUUACAAUCAGUCUCGAGUCUCCCACAUGGCGUCGGCUGGUCGGGAGGCCAACGAGACAAGCCCUGACGGCAGAAAAAUGGCCGCUCGCUUUAGGACACUUCUAUUUAUGUUUGCUAUAGCCACUGCUCAUGAGCUUACCCACCUCUUUGUCGGAUACCUUGCUCAAGGACAGGACACUACACAGUCAUACACACCGCCAACCCUGUCGUAUUUGAACUAUGCCGGACCCAGCUGGGGUGAGUCUGGACGCUGGCUGGAGAGCCAUUUAUUAGGUGGUUCAGUUGAAUUCUAUAGAGACAUUUUGGAUGACGAUGGUCAGGCCGGUAUCCCAUACGUUCUUGAUUCAAACGCCCUUGCGCCAAAGAUUGGACUAACUUGCGUGUUCCAACUCGUGACGAGCAUCGGAGAGUUCCAUACCUUCCCCUUCAUUACGACUGGCAAGGCCCUCACGGCCGAGGAGAGGAGAGAGAGAGGUUUACUUAGCAUGGGCUCGGAAUACGUUAAUGGACCACAGGCAGGUGCGAGCUUUGUCGGGUCCCUCUCGAGCCGAGACGGGUCUUAA